UCCUGAUCGCUCAGCUGACUCGAGAGGAAUCGUGUACACACAGGGAGUCAUGGCGGCGGAGAUCCACUCGAGGCCCCAGAGCUCCAGACCCGUUCUGCUCAACAAGAUCGAGGGCCACAGCGACGGCGUGAACGCGGCGGUGCUGAUCCCGAAGGAGGAUGGAGUUAUCACGGUCAGCGAGGACAGGACGAUUCGAGUUUGGCUGAAGCGGGACAGUGGACAGUACUGGCCCAGCAUCUACCACACUGUGUCCUCUCCGUGCUCCUGUAUGUCAUAUCACCACGAGAGCAGGCGGAUCUUCAUAGGCCAGGACAAUGGGGCUGUUGUGGAGUUCCUCAUCUCAGAAGACUUCAACAAAAUGAACCAUGUCAAAACAUACCCAGCUCAUCAGAACCGUGUGUCGGACCUCAUCUUCUCUCUGGAGAGUCAGUGGCUGAUCAGCACAGGUCAUGAUAAAAGCGUCAGCUGGAUGAGCACUCAGAGCGGCUCUAUGCUGGGACGCCACAGCUUCGGCUCAUGGGCUUCCUGUUUACAAUAUGAUAAGGAUACCCAGCAUGCCUUUGUUGGAGAUCAUUCAGGUCAGAUCACUCUGUUGAAACUGGAUGAACAGAGCAGUUCUGUCAUUACUACACUAAAGGGACAUGAAGGUAGUGUUGGAGUGUUAUACUGGGAUCCGGUUCAGAAGUGGCUGUUCUCCGGAGCGUCUGAUCACAGUGUGAUCAUGUGGGACAUUGGUGGCAGACAGGGACGCGCAUUACUACUGCAGGGACACCAUGAGAAGGUCCAGGCGCUGCGGUAUCUUCCUCUGACCCAUCAGCUGGUGUCCUGCUCUUCUGAUGGAGGAAUAACCGUGUGGAACAUGGAGACCACACGAGAAGAGGCUCCUCAGUGGCUGGACAGUGACUCCUGUCAGAAAUGCCAACAGCCAUUUUUUUGGAAUGUAAAGCAGAUGUGGGACACCAAGACCUUGGGGCUCCGACAGCAUCACUGCAGGAAGUGUGGUAAGGCGAUCUGUGGGAAGUGUAGCUCUAAGCGCUCCACGUACCCCAUCAUGGGCUUUGAGUUCCAGGUGCGCAUGUGUGACGACUGCUACGACACAAUCAAAGAGGAAGAUCGGACUCCUCUGGCUACGUUUCAUGAAGGGAAACACAACAUCGCUCACAUGGACAUGGACCCGAGCCGAGGACUGAUGGUCACCUGUGGGAGUGAUCGAGUUAUUAAGAUCUGGGACAUGACGCAGGUGGUGGGCAGCAGUGUAGCGACGGGAUUCUCUGCUCGCUGAUUGGCUGUUUCUGAAGGCUCCACCCACACUCCUCCAACAGAGAUCAUGGAAGCGCUCACCUACCUGUCUUAACUCUCUCGUCCUUCAGCUGUGGAGUCAACGGACACUUCAUCACGGUGUGUGUGAAUAUGUGUGUCGUCGGGAUGCUCCUUGAUUUUAUAAUUCAGGCGUUCAUGUCUCUUAUGAGGUAUGAUGUCCUGGAUUUAAGCAAACAUGAACUCAAGGUACUUCUAAAAGCACAACAUUUGCACUCUUUCUCUCUCUCUGUGUGUGUGUGUGUGUGUGUGUGGUGCUUUGUCACAGACUGAAGGUUUCUGCCGUUUUGUAUUUCCUUUAUCCAGAAGUACCACUCGAACACAGGAAGUACUCCUUCAUCACAUCCUGUUUCUUCUUCAGCCUUCUUUCUUGUUUAGUAACCAGCUCUCGUGUUACCAUGGAAAUUAGUGUUCCAUAGUAACGAUGGAACAUUCCCGUACAAACUCAGCGUUUUCCCGCUAAAAAUGUCACUGCGACCCAACAGUGAAGUGAAGAUAGAGUUCAAACUAAGAGAUGGACAGGUUCAGGUCAGAUAGGCGAGGGACAUCCAUGGAGCAUAGUUAAUAGUGUUCAGUUGUAAAACACUAUUUAUAGCACUAAUUAUUGGUUUUCUGUGAUUUAGGGACAAAUUAUGGUAUGGAGGCUUGUUUCCGCCACGGGAUACAAUUUUUUAAAAAGCAACUUUUCAUCUCACAAUUCUGCUGUUUUUCUUGCAAUUGUGAGUUUGUCUCAUAAUUCUGUUUUCUGUUUCUGCCCCAACAUAAAAAAUGGUAAUUGUAAAAUUUUAUUAAAAAAUUAAAUUAAAUAAAAAUUUUUUUUUUUUUUUUAAGUUGUGAAAAUUACGAUCUAAGAAUUGUAUACAGUGUGUAAGUCUGUCCCUCACAGAUUUAUUUAAUAUGGCACCUAACCUGACUAGGUUGGUAUAUGCAAAUUGAAAUUGACUCACAGCUCACAACUAACGUCAAAUUGGCCAAUGAGAAGAGAGAACUCUAACCUGUUUACAAACAUUAUAACUGACCAGCGCUGUGUUUUACUUUCGUUCUUUCUUUCUCUCAGUCGUUUUCCCUCGUUGAUUGUGUCUCCGAGUUCUCUGUUCCUUGCACUGAAUUGCACUGUGUGUGUGUGUGUGUGUGUUCCUGAUCUGAUGGUACAAUCGGCAUCUGUGCGAGUGUUUGCAUUAAAUGGCUUUUUUUGUUAAUUUCAAUAUACAUCCCAUUCUGAGCUUUGUAAGAUUUUGUAGCUGAUUUUCCUCAAAAUCCAAAAGGGUGUGAAUGUAUGAAGAGCUGUUGAAUGCAGUGAUCUGACAGAAAGCAGGUUUUCUAUGAUGUCGUUGUUGUGUGUGACAUAAUUUUUGUGUCGUUUAAUUUGAAAUAUACUGAUGACGAUUGUAAUUUCUCAUCAGGGAACUGAGGGAGUACUAUUUUCUUUGUUUCGUUUAUUCUUUUUCCUUCAUUUACCUUAAAAAACGUGCUGCGAGUAAAGGGUGAAUCUCGCAAAAUUUGACUAGAAUGUCGUAAGAUUCAUCCCAAUUUUCUUUUGAAUUAUUGCUCUUAUGUGUCUUAACAUCUGUUUUACUGAAACUGACACUUCAGGGAGUCACACCGGUUCAGUUUAACCUCCAUGUAAAAUCACACAAACUGUUUUCCUUAUCUUCAGGCGUUAAAACAUUGUAAAGUUCAACAUGCUUCUAAUGUUCGAACCCUAAAACUGUAAAUAAUGACUUUGAGACCUGUUUUUCUAUGUGCUUUUUUCUAAAGUUUACUUUGUUUCGGUAGUUCAGUAAAGAAGUAUUAUUCUCUCUAUGUAUACAAAGUUGAGUUCAAACAUCUGUAUUUUUCAUAUAAAACGUCUGCCGCUAAUAUGAAACCUGAUGACUGUAGUUUCAGUCAGAUUGAACAAAAUAUUACAAUAAAGAUCUGAGCUGUAUCUCAUGCGAGAGAUAUAGUUAUUCUGGACAUUUAAA
Molecule: messenger RNA, 3281 nt
Organism: Carassius gibelio (silver crucian carp)
Lineage: Eukaryota; Metazoa; Chordata; Actinopteri; Cypriniformes; Cyprinidae
Product: WD repeat and FYVE domain-containing protein 1
Exons: 12
Coding region: 50-1282 (410 amino acids)
Molecular function (GO): metal ion binding; protein binding
Source: RefSeq, a predicted model, not a curated record